UCUCUCUAUUUCCUUAUUCUAUUCUUUUCUUCAAUCCUAUAUUGUGUGUUCUCUGUUUUAAUAGACUGAGAACCGAGGAUUUGAAUGUGUGAUUUUCUUUCAUUUAUUCUUUGAUCGUUACUAAAUUUACCUUCUACUUUUAUCUUGUUACUUCUAAAAAACGCCAUCUUUCUUUGUGUAUAUACCCUUUUCCUGUACAAUUUCAUCCGUCCAUCUCACCCAUCUUAUCCCUACUCUCUCUCUCUCUCUCUCAACAAUUUUUUUUAUUCCAACAAAAAAAAACAUACCGUCUUUCAAUUCCUUCCUUUAUUCUACUUUUGCUUUGUCUCAGCCGAUUCUCCGCUCUCUUGUUAUUUACCUUAACAACCGCCUUAACGACUAGUUAUUAUCUUAUUCUUUCUUAUAACGACCAUCUCCCAAGAACUACUAUAUCCAAAUUCAAGAAAAUUGAAACCUCUAGCUACUUUUUAUGACCAUGGCAGCAAUGAUACAACAUACUCCGGUGAUGCUUCGUCAACAGCAGGAUAAAGAAGAUGAAGAUGUCGCACUGGCUACCUAUCUGACUUCCAAUAUGCGUUUUGACAAGCCGCAAGACGUCUGGUCCUAUCAACAACAACAGUCCAUGAACUGGCAACGUCAACAACAACAACAACAGCAGCAACAGCAAUAUGCUUACUAUCAGAACAGCAAACAUACCCGUACCAGUCAACGACCGUCUCGUGCACGUACUCCCAGCAACCCGGGACGCGAUGUUUUGCCCAUGCAAAAAUCCAAUUCCACGCCAUUACCAUCGCAAGUCCCUAGUUCCGGUUCCAACCAUCCUCGCAGCAAACCUCAAGCAUCAUCACCACGUUCGACCGAUCCUAUGCGACGAUCCCGAUUAAUCAGCGAGUCUUCUAGACCGCCACUAAGUUAUCCUCGCAAUAGUUCUUCCUCGUCCUCAGUUAUCAUUUCAGACAAUGGUGGCGGUGUGCGUCGAUCGUCCAUUACCUCCGUGGCGUCAUCCACUGUAUCGCAAACCGUGUCGAUCCGUUCCGAAAUGUCGGUGAAUACCAAAUUAUCACUGUCGCGAAGACUGCGUAAAGUGUUCAGUAUGGGCAAUCUUCGUUCCAGCAAAGAUUUGGGAGCACUACGCGAGAGAAACACAUCGUCGACUUCAGUGGUGACAGCAGAUGUGGAUGCUGCAUCUGUCAAGUCGGUGGAUGUACGUAAUCCCAAUUCGUUUCGACGACGUUCUCUGGCUUCUUUGUCCAACCUAUUCCAUCAUCACGGCAAAACUUCUUCGGUUGCUGAGCCUGAAGUGUCCACCAGUCAGAAAAUCGGCGCGACCAAUAAAGGCAACUCGUUACCGCGGCCGAUCUCUUCUGGCGACCUGCGUGACCUGGCCGCUCGAUCCAAAUCCGAUGAUAAGAAAGAUAGACCGGCGUUACGUGUGGAUACAGAUGAAGCCAUUACCAAAUCGCGAAAAAAUGCAUCCAAAGGUUCCGGUCGACCUGUGGCUGCACCUGAUUCUCCCAACAGUGCGAUUUCGUCCCGAUCGUAUCGUUUGCCUCCUCCCGCGCAUCAAUCACAUCGAUUGAUGCAUCCCGAGUUACCAUCUCCUACACCUUCUUCGUCUUCGUCCUCCAGUCAACGUCCUAGACUUCCUUCGUUGACUCAGGAAGAUGAAAUGAUCCCUCCUCCUGCGGUUGGCCUUCAUUACGGUUUACCGUUGCAUGGGUCGCCUCGAUUGAAGCCGGCUCACUCGUCCAGUUCGUCACUUGUGGAAUCCAUCCCGAAGCGGCGAAUUCAGUUCUGUACGACGAUCCAGGUGCAUGAAACAUUCGCCGCUUCUGAAUAUGAUCGCCGUUGUGAUCCUAACGCGACCUGUCAAAAACUAUCUCCAUUGGUGGCCAUGAAGAUCAAACAGGAGUUAAAUGAGUAUAAACUGACGGAUAUGGAAGUGCAUGUUGAAAGUCGCCAAUACACCCAUUUCUUCUUGUAAUCUUUCUUUUUUUUUUUUCCCCUCCUCGUGUAAUCUUUAGUUCCUAUUUCCGUAGCUCUUUUCUUUUUUAUAUAUCUUGUUCAUCUAGACUGCCAUUCUAUCUAUUUCAUUUUUUGCUAUGUCCAAGCUAUUCUAUACAACAACGUCAGAAGAAUAAUUCUUUUUUUUUUUUUCUACUUCAUUCUAAAAAAAAC
This is a messenger RNA of Radiomyces spectabilis, 2178 nucleotides long. RefSeq lists its product as uncharacterized. Gene Ontology annotation, biological process: actin cytoskeleton organization. NCBI's taxonomy places the organism in Eukaryota, Fungi, Mucoromycota, Mucoromycetes, Mucorales, Radiomycetaceae. The coding region runs from base 470 to 1984 and encodes 504 amino acids. Gene Ontology annotation, molecular function: actin binding. The transcript is spliced from 3 exons. The record is from RefSeq and is a predicted model, not a curated record.